Talaromyces rugulosus is the source of this 1518-nucleotide messenger RNA. RefSeq lists its product as uncharacterized. Lineage: Eukaryota; Fungi; Ascomycota; Eurotiomycetes; Eurotiales; Trichocomaceae. The coding region runs from base 1 to 1518 and encodes 505 amino acids. The record is from RefSeq and is a predicted model, not a curated record. The transcript has 15 exons.
AUGGCUGGAGAGGAAGCCAACCCACACCGCAACUUCGACCGCAUGAACAUCUGGCUCGUCGGUGGAUGGUCCUGGCUUUCAAAAUACCGCUCGCAUUAUGAAAUGGACCAGACGAGUUGGAAGAGCAAUAAUCUAGUCAGAGAUUAUUACAUUCGAAAGGCAUGUUUCAAUACUCUCGACCAAGCUGGACAGCCAUGGACGAGCGACUACGGCCUAGACAAUUCAGCACCGUACAUGAGCUGGGAAGCCCUUUUCAAAUACAGCGACGUCGCAGCAGAAGACGAUGAUGACAAUGACGGUGACAAUGAGUUCAGUCGCAUCACCAAGCUUCAUGUGCUUCUCGAGGUACAGUUGGUACUUCGGUACCAUGCAAGUGCUGCUUGCCUGUCGAAAUCCCAGGACUGGGGUGCUGUGGCCCAGGGCCCCAGAUCAACAACAAAACUUGGCAACGAUAUGCAGAUCUGGCUACUUGGUGGACAACCAGUAGCCCAGCGUGUGGCGCGACAUCCAGAAGAGUUCAAGGAUACAGAAUUCCACGACAGAAUUUUGCUGGAGGAAGCAACAUCGCCGGCAAUACACCGGGAAGUCAUAUUACUGGCCAAUGACGGUUCUGAAGAUGAGAGAAUUGAUAAUAUCAUCGAUGACUCACAAUUCAUGGAACAAUUGGACAAGGACAUUGGAUUGAUCGGUGGCGGUAUUUUAGCCGACGAAAUGGGCCUAGGGAAGACCUUCACCAUCAUGCUUCAUUACGUGAUCUCGCAAUGGAUCCGUAUUUUGCAAGAUGACGUCCAUCAUGCCCGCGCCACAGGCAAUACCAGACACCAUGCAGAGGGCUCUGGGAUCGAUCACCGCCACAAGAUCCGCAUGAGAUACUGGGAGGUUCCUUGGGCAGUCAAUCUUAUGCUAUCAAUAUGUGAUAUCAACUUUCCAGAUAUCAUGAUAUCUAGGGAAGGUAUUCAUCCUCUCGAAAACAAACAAAGAAGUCACACGGCGCAAUCUAGGCUGCCUCCGUCUGGAGUUGGUGCACGCCUUGAGUCGGAAACUCAUCUGGAUACUCCUCACAGCGCAUGGGACCGAGAGCUCCCUCGCCCCAUCAUGGCCGAAGACUGGUCCUUUUUUUCACCUACCUGGGUUACAGUACUUCACAUGCAUGUCGGUACAAGAUCCUGCGGUAAUUUUCCAGUCUCCACUCUCAACGACGACAGGGAUACCACUAUCGAUGCUGUCCCCAUUCUACCACGCGGAAACGGCACUGACCAUUCGCGCCCAGAGUGCCGUAAUCCCAACGCACCAUUUUCCUUUUAUGCGUGCAUAUCUGGCGGUAUUGCGCAGAAGUCCAAUAAGUGCUUAUAUCACGGGCAUGUGGGUGAUCUUGUGGUUGCCUUCUCUGGUUUGCUUUUCCGUCAUUCUAGAGAUGGGGAUCACGACUGUGUCUUUAGCAGUGAAAUUCUGCUCGAUGACCUCGCCUUUCGCGUCUGGGAUGCGAUAGAUCAUGGGCCAGCUAUUCGAAAGUUAUGA